Messenger RNA from Mesorhabditis spiculigera, 2208 nucleotides. The record is from the annotation of a GenBank genome assembly. Lineage: Eukaryota; Metazoa; Nematoda; Chromadorea; Rhabditida; Rhabditidae.
AUGAAUCGCGGACGAGGUCGUCUAGUCAUCGGCAUUAUUGUGAGCCGUACUUUUGAAACUAUGAUGCUACGCCGCCACCUACUCACCAGAAAGAAGCGCACCAAAGAGUUGGACAAGGUGCAGGCCAUCUUGAAUUGCGAUGUGGAGCAGCUUUUGUAUGAACCCCAUUCGCUACUCGCCCAAUUUAUGAACGAGCUGCAGGGAGCGGUUUUAGAAACCGAUCCCGCAAACCUAGAUGAUCCCGACUUUUUCGAGGUAUUAUGUAAAAAAAUGCUAGUCCUUCUACGAAGCGAUUCGGAUUGUGUCCGAGCUUCCGUCUUUCAUAUCCUUCGCCUGUCCACAUUCCAGCAGCGCAAUUUGCUUUUUAUGCUCACCAGUCAUGUCGAUAUUUAUGCGGUUAGGGCUCUUGAUAUCCUUUCUGAGAGGACAACCGAACGGGAAGCGGCCUUUCAGUUAAUCUCCAAGAUGUUGAGGGUUUAUAGAGCUAGUCCCCAAUUGAAGCAACUCCUGAUGGAGCCGAGGAAUGAUCCAUCUAAAACACAAUACGCAUUCCCGAAAUCUAUAAUGCAACCCGUGGUGGCGAUAGCGCUCCAACAAUUGAGCAGAAUGGAUGAGGUCCCCGUGAAUUCACCGCAUGAUCCCCUGAGCAUGCCGUGCGUCUCCCUAUUUUUGGAGCUGGCCGUCACGGAGAGCCAAUUUAUUCUGGAGAUGGCCGGGACCGACUGGAUUGUAUCCGCUCUAACAGGUACCUCGAGCGUCUCCUCAACGCUGGCCACCCACAUCUCCCAGGUGCUCGUCUACUGGCUGGACGACCCCGAGAUGCGCAGCAUGGCCAAUUUGCACCUGGUUUUGCAGCAAAUCUUCGCCCCAUUGAUAGAGUACGGGUUUUUCCAGACUUCAAACAUUGAAAGCAAAGACCUCAAGCCACUCGAGCUGCCGCUCGACAAAUACUCGAGCUCCUUCCUGGCCAUAAUGCGAUCCUGGGCCGGAAUCUUUGCUUGUGCCUCCGUUGACGGCCAAGGGAAUGUGAUGUCGGGCUCGCCGCUGAGGCUUCUCGACUACCUUGGAAUGGGUGUGGUGGUUGGGGAGAAUUUGCUGAAAAUUCGGGACAUGGUCGUCGACAUCGCCUGCGAGUUUGUCGACCGCCCGUACGCGCAUAUGAAGUUCAGCUCGUGGCCCGAAGCUAUGGAUUUUUAUGCCAAGCAAUGCGUCACCAACAUGUCGCGCGGCCUCCUUGGAGACGAUUUUAUCUUAGCCGAAUUCGAGACGCAUAUCUACUCCAAGCCGGGCUACUCCGACUAUAUGGAUUUCUUGAUGGCUUUUCGCGCGGUGGCCUCAUUCGCGUUGAUCAGCGCCGGGUUGGCACAGUCAUUGGCUCGCCUAAUCGUGGCUCAUCCGGAAGAUUCGAGCUCGUUGAAAGCCACUCUGCUACUUUCGGACAUUUGCUGGAUUAGCUCGACUUUUGUGCCUACCGAAUGGAGAAAAGCCAUUUUAUCGCUGCCAACGUUGGUGCAAUCGGCAGCGGAAACGAUUACGAGGAACAGUGCGCUGGGGAAUCCGGGCACGGCUCCGCAAGAAACCACUUUUCUUAAUGCCGGAAACGCCAUGCUUGUCCUCUAUCGAAUGGACGAGUUGACGCGCAUCCGACAACUCUAUGAUGGUCGCCUACCUCCCACUUCCAAUAGCGUGCUAUUCAUCUCCUCCCUACGACAGCAGGACAAGAAUUCGGGGUGCGAAAUGAGCGCACUGAACGCGACAAUCCAGGCGGCAAUCGGCGGGAAUUCGGGGGAGAUUCAAUGGAAGUGCGCGCUGUCCUCGUUGACGACGGCGCUCCGAGAACCAGCGAAAACGGCGAAGAGCAGCGGGGAGAAGCUGUUCAACCUCGUGCAAAAGAUCUUCAACUGGGCCUCUCCGCCCGAAAAGCGCUUCCGGCAAAACGACCGUCUCGAGGCGUUGGCCUGCAAGAAGGCGUUCAAGUACGCGCUGCACUUCUCCGGCGACGAGUACUACAAGGAGAUGCUGUCCAACUACGCGGCAAAGUGUUUCCACGAGCUCGGCGAGGAGCGCCUCCCCAGCGGAGCAUUCUCCACGAAACAACUCGUCACGUCCGGCGCCCCCUACUAUUUCAUGCUCCUCGGGCUGAUGAGCUCGCACUCGGUCGGCCUGGAGACGCUCAACACGAUCGGCAUCUUCCAGAGGGGGAGCAGU